Messenger RNA from Eutrema salsugineum, 532 nucleotides. RefSeq lists its product as uncharacterized. The record is from RefSeq and is a predicted model, not a curated record. The transcript has 2 exons. NCBI's taxonomy places the organism in Eukaryota, Viridiplantae, Streptophyta, Magnoliopsida, Brassicales, Brassicaceae. Bases 28 to 453 code for a protein of 141 amino acids.
AGACAAAGGGAAUUGUGAAGUGUAGCCAUGGACCAACAAGACUAUAGCAAACAGAAUGAGAGAAAACUCUUAUUGUCCAAAGAAGAAGAGAGGAUUCGCGAUGAGCUUGAAAUGGAAAUAGAAAGAAAUUUGGAAGGGGAAUUCAAGGAUGGGAUAUACAAUCUCGCACUCAAGCUGCGCAGGCUGUAUGAACAAAGACGGGAAAGAGAAGAAUCGUUGGAUGCUUCGAUGAGAAAGAGCAAGAGAGUAUUGGAGGUGAACAUAAGCAUAAAGAUGGAAGGAGAUACCAAGAUUGAGAUCACAGAGAGGAAGAAGGAAGUAGACAACGUCAAGACGAAAAAAGCAGAGAAUUUGGACAAUAGAAAGAAGUUUGCAGCAGCUGGUGAAGAUAAAACAAGUAAAGAAAAGAUGAAGAAUCCAACCAGGGCUCAUGAACUCAGAUGGAAAUGGUAAAAGAGAUAAAUUGAUUAAUUGGCUUGCACCUGUGCUAUUUUCCGGUAUCUACGUUUCAAGUUUUUUAUCCUAUUUAUAU